AUGUCCUCAGAUAACAACAAUUUGCUGAUCAAGAAGAGAUCGCCGAAUAGUAUCAACAAUAAUAACAACAAUAAUGGCUAUUUGGGAGGAGAGGGAGCUUCUAAUUCUCGUCCCUCUUCUUCGGGAGGUCCUCCAAAUAAUGCAAUAAGCAGCAACAGUAGUAAUAGUAACAAUGGUGAUAAGGUCACUAAUGGAUUGUACAGCAAACAUAAUAUUCAAGUAUUGAAUAAUAAGAAGAGUCUCAAUUCUAAAUUAUUUAUGAAGCCAUCAGUGAUACACCACCCAAGUUCAAACCUAAGGCCAAUAGCUCCGAGUAGACCGAGUUUGUUAUCUCAUGAUUCUUCUUCAUCCAUUCAAAGACCUCCAAUAUUUGUAAAUAGUGAAGAUGACGUUCGUUUGAAGAAGAUGGAGCAAUUGUGUGCCGAACAAAAAACUGAGCUAUCCACCAAAGAUCAACAAAUUAAGGAUCUUCAACUCACUGUUGGGAGACAAAAAACAAAGAUGGAAUUGCUUUCAGCGGAGAAGGACAAGCAACAAUCGACCAUUGAUACUCUCGUGAGGUUUAUGGAUAAUGCUGGGUUGAAACAUUCCUUCAAAUCGCUUUCAUCCGAGCAAAGUAAUGUUGGAAGUUCUAGUAGCUCAUCAUCUCAACCACGACCAGAAAAUACCAGAUUUACUCCUCAGCCUCCAGAGGAACGAAGAAGCAAAUCUCCUAAACCACUUAGUGAUGAUGACCUAGGAUCUAGAAUCAAUAUGAAAGUUUUGGAACAGCGAGUGGAAGCACUUAACAAGAUGAUUGACGAGGAAGAAUUAGUAGAAGUUUCAAAGAAUGGAAAUAUCAAACAAUUGAAACCUAAACCAGUUUGUAGAGUUACCUUUUGGAAGAAUGGAAUUGUUGUUGAGGGUGGACCAUUCAAGCCUUACAAGUGGGAUAUUACAAAGGCCUUCUUGACUGACAUUUUGGAUGGAUAUUUCCCGUAUGAAUUUAAGGAAAGACACCCAGAUGGAGUAAAAUUAAAAAUCAUAGACAAGACGAGUGAGGACUUUUCAAGACAAGUCGAGAGAAGUGUUGGAAUGGGCAGUUAUUUGAAGGAACAUGAGGGAAACAACAUUCGAGGAAUGGACUAUUUAAAACAUGUGGAAGAGAAUGGAAAGGAACAACCCCCACUUGAUAAGAAGGCUCUUUUAGAUAAACUUCCAAAGCAAGUGAUAAAGAAUGGAAAAGUCAUUCCAAUCAGAGAGGAAAUUGAAAAGGUUAUUACUAAGGAAACUCAAAGUGCCUCUCAGGACAAUCCCUCUGUCAUUGAGAUACAAGAUGUUGGCAUUGCAUUACUGAAUCCAAAGGAAUUGUGCACUAUCAAGUUAAAGUCUUCAACAAUGCAGUAUAUUGUCACCAUACACAAGUCUAAAACCAUUGAAGACCUCAGGAGAUUGCUCAUGGUUGAAAUGGAGAAUAAUUCAUCAUUUAGGUUGAAAGCCAUUCCAAACACCUUCUUUGAUGAUAAUAGUAUUACUCUUGAGCAAGGCAAGCUGUUUCCAAAGGCAAUUCUCAUGAUCCUUGAUAAUUAA
Molecule: messenger RNA, 1569 nt
Organism: Naegleria gruberi
Lineage: Eukaryota; Heterolobosea; Eutetramitea; Acrasida; Naegleriidae
Gene: FM139
Exons: 3
Coding region: 1-1569 (522 amino acids)
Biological process (GO): proteasome-mediated ubiquitin-dependent protein catabolic process
Molecular function (GO): ubiquitin binding
Source: RefSeq, a predicted model, not a curated record